Messenger RNA from Macadamia integrifolia, 1540 nucleotides. Its product is annotated as serine carboxypeptidase-like 45. Gene Ontology annotation, cellular component: vacuole. The coding region runs from base 100 to 1410 and encodes 436 amino acids. Gene Ontology annotation, molecular function: serine-type carboxypeptidase activity. The record is from RefSeq and is a predicted model, not a curated record. The transcript is spliced from 10 exons. NCBI's taxonomy places the organism in Eukaryota, Viridiplantae, Streptophyta, Magnoliopsida, Proteales, Proteaceae. Gene Ontology annotation, biological process: proteolysis.
UAUGGAAAAAGUCAGGAGGGAGAAGGAAAAGUAGAGUUUUUAAAGUAUAAAAAUAGCGUCAAUAAACCAGAACUCUCUCUCUCUCUCUCUCCUGAAACCAUGGAUUUUCUUCCAUGGAAGGCUGUGGCGGCAGUAACUGUUUGUAUCCUUCAAACAUGCUUAUCAGCCAAGAUUGUGGAGACUUCUCUCUCAGAUUCUGAUAGAAUCGACAAAUUACCUGGGCAACCAGAGGUCAGUUUCCAACACUUUUCGGGAUACAUCACAGUGGAUGAAAAGCAAGAGAGAGCUCUUUUCUAUUACUUUGUUGAGGCAGAAACAGACCCAGCUUCAAAGCCCUUUGUUCUCUGGUUAAAUGGAGGGCCGGGUUGCUCUUCUGUUGGAGUAGGAGCCUUCUCUGAGCAUGGACCUUUUAGAACAAGUGGAGACAGAUUGGUCAGAAAUGAAUAUAGCUGGAACAAAGAAGCAAACAUGUUGUACUUGGAGGCACCAGUAGGAGUUGGGUUCUCUUAUUCUAUUAACACAUCUAACUAUGUGGGGGUGGAUGAUGAGAUUACUGCUAGGGACAAUCUCAUCUUCCUACAGCGUUGGUUUGUCAAGUUCCCUGAAUACAAAUGUAGAGACCUGUUUGUCACAGGGGAAAGCUAUGCUGGUCAUUAUGUUCCACAACUAGCACAGCUCAUCCUUCAGUUCAACAAGAAGGAAAAGUUAUUCAAUCUGAAAGGAAUACUUCUGGGAAAUCCUCUUCUAGAUUUCGUUACUGACUUCAAUUCGAAGGCUGAAUUUUUCUGUUUGCUCAGGAGUGAUGAGAACCAAGUCAACAAUGAAAUUAGUAUGUAUAUCGACAAAUAUGAUGUCACAAUUGAUGUCUGCCUGUCAUCUAUUUUAUCUCAAUCGAAUGCUCUCACACACCUGCAAGUUGCAGAGAAACUAGAUGUCUGUGUUGAAGAUGAAACUACAAAGUAUUUCAACCGGGUUGAUGUACAGAAGGCUCUCCACGCUCGUCUUUUGGGAGUCACCAGUUGGGUUUCUUGCAGUGAUAAUCUACACUAUAAGAAGCUCAACUUUGAGGAAUCUAUGAUUCCAGUCGUCGGCUCACUCAUCAGGUCCGGAAUUCGGAUCUUAGUUUUCAGUGGAGAUCAAGAUUCUGUUAUCCCAUUAACCGGGACAAGAACACUGCUCCAUGGAUUGGCAAAUGAAUUGGGACUGAACACAACUACAACUUACAGAGCUUGGUUUGAGGGGAAACAGGUUGGCGGAUGGAUGCAAGUUUAUGGAAAUAUCCUCUCCUUUGCAACCAUUAGAGGAGCAUCUCACAAGGCUCCAUUCUCACAGCCAGAGAGAUCACUUGUGUUGUUCAAUGCAUUUCUAAAAGGAAAACCACUACCAGAAGAAUUCCGAGCUAUCGAAUAAGUUCAUUUUAUGUAACUAACUAGUGGUGCUGUAUUUAAUAGACAGAGGGAAGCCUAUCCUCUAACCUUCAAUAUAAGGUUUUUGAAAAGAGAUGCUGAUGAUGGUAGUUUCUCCCAUCAGUCUUUCAAUA